GUCAACGCAAGGAUAAGGACCUACCUCCUGGUCCUCUUGGCGCUCUUCCUGGCAGCCAGCCUCAUGAACAAACCGGAAAUGAAGGACAAAUCGGCCAUACCUCGCUCCGAAAUCUCUACGCACGUGGCGCCGCCAGGCUCGGGUGACCUUCUCUCCUCGUCGUAUGGUUUGUCGGACAACAGCGGCUACUACAAGAGCCAUUACUUCGUGUGGCCGGCAGCGAAGUGGGAGGAGGCCACGUCGAAGUCCAAGGUGUGCCUCCUUGCCCAGGGUGGCGCCGACAGGCUCUUCUGGGUGGUACGCCAGGCCGAAGCGUUUGCAGGGCCCGUGUCUAUGGGCAUCUUCGUCGCGGGUUCCGAGUACGCCGUGGCUGUCGAGAUGGUGUCGUACAUGAGGAGGUGCUUCCCUCCUGUGAGAGACUGGGUGUCCUUUCACAUCAUGUACCCCGCAGGCAAGCCGCCGAAGCUGUCUCCCUCGCCGAAGACGUUUGUCCUCAACUGCUCCGAUCCGGAAGGGGCAAACCAGUUGCUCAUGAGUCUCCGCGACGAGACGGAACCCAUGGAAACCCACUACCCGCAAAAUCACAUGAGGAAUGUCGCCAGAAAGGCCUGUCCCUGCGAUUACAUCCACAUCGUCGACAUCGACAUGCUGGCCACCCCUCGCAUGGCCGACAAGCUAAACGGUUUCCUCACGACGAUGGAGGAGACGGCGCCGUGUGAGAAAUGUAUCUACGUCGUGCCUGCUUACGAGGUCCAUGACUCCGUCGAGAAGUACCCCGACAACAAGAAGGAACUGCUCGAGCUGGUGCACAGAAAUCUGGCGCAGGUGUUCCAUGUCAAGGUAUACGACCGGAACCAGGGCAACGGUCGAUUCCCGCAGCGCUGGGAGGUGGAGCCGACCGAGGAGGACACGGCGGAAUACCGCGUUCUCUACGACAUUCCCAAUUACCAGGAAUUCUGGGAACCACUAAUGGUCCUGCCUUACACAGCGCCCUGGCACGACGAGCGCUUCGUUGGGUUCGGCUUCAAUCGCAAUAGCCAC
Molecule: messenger RNA, 1041 nt
Organism: Penaeus vannamei (Pacific white shrimp)
Lineage: Eukaryota; Metazoa; Arthropoda; Malacostraca; Decapoda; Penaeidae
Source: RefSeq, a predicted model, not a curated record